UUCAAAAGAGCUCUUUGUUUUGAGUAAACAAUGGGGCAGAACAGCUGAGGCUAUAUUUUCUCGAGAAAAUUAAAUAAAAGUCCAGAAACAAGAAGUGGGUUUUCAAGAGCAUUAUCAGUUAUUUGAUUGAGGCUUUUUCGUUUUUUCAUAUACGAUCAGAUUAUUCAAAAUCUCAGCUUUUAUGUAAAGUGGGAAUACAGGCAGCGCUAGGUGAUUUAGCCUACUUGGCACAGAUUUAUAAGUUUGGGGGAGGAAAGCAGUAUAUAUCCAGAAAGUCAACAAGUGACCUAUGCUUUCGUACUUUCUAAUUUGGUCGACGGACUUAGAUGGACAGUUCUUCUCUAGAAGAAUGCAAUCAGCAAACUGACCAUUUCCCUUUGUUAAUGGAACGAGUUGAAAGCCAUAGUGAUCGAGACCACAUUAUUAACAUCACAAGGCAUGACGAUGAUACUUCAUCAAGCUCGUCCCGGGAUGAGCGACCUUCUGGAGUGAACUUAACAGAGAGUGAAGAUAGACCUUCAGGCAGCACACAAGCUGCCACUAAUCCGACUCCUUUCUCAAAUAGAUUGCACUCUAGGAGUUCGUCAUUCUUGAGGAGAAGUGAUGGAUAUGGUCGACGUCGUAGGAGCCCUUUAAAUUCUGGAUUAUGGAUUUCUGUUGAGUUAGUUGUCACUGUGAGUCAGAUUAUAGCAUCUAUUGUGGUGCUGGCAUUGUCAAGAAACGAAAAGCCUCAAACUCCAUUGUUUGCAUGGAUUGUUGGUUAUGCAUCUGGUUGUAUUGCUACACUUCCUAUUCUUUAUUGGCGUUUUCUUAACCGCAAUGUGGGUAGCGACCAAGAUUUGACACACUCACAUCAAGGUUCUUCUAAUGGCAAUCCCAGUGAGACUACACCUUAUACAGCUAUUGCAGUUACUCAAGCUUCAGAUGAGGAUAAUAAUCGCAUCAUUGAAUCCGCUACAAGGAACACUCGGAUUGCAGGAACCUUAAGUACAAGGCUCAAUGGAUUAGUAGACCAUUUCAAGAUGGCCCUAGAUUGUUUUUUCGCAGUGUGGUUUGUCGUUGGCAAUGUCUGGAUAUUUGGAGGUCACUCAUCUCCAUCUGAUGCUCCUAAAUUGUACAGGUUAUGUAUAGUGUUCCUUACUUUUAGCUGUAUUGGAUAUGCCAUGCCAUUCAUACUAUGUGCAACAAUUUGUUGCUGCUUGCCCUGCAUAGUUUCUAUCCUUGGUAUCCAAGAGGAUUUUUCACCAACUAGAGGAGCCUCCAGGGAAAUUAUAAAUGCAUUGCCGACAUUCAAAUUUAAAUCCAAGAAAACCGGAAAUGUAAACAAUCAGGAAAUUUCAGCUAGUGAAGGUGGGGUCCUGGCUGCAGGGACGGCAAAGGAACGUGUUAUAUCCGGGGAAGAUGCAGUUUGUUGUAUUUGCUUGGCUAAAUUUGCAGAUGAUGAUGAGCUGAGGGAGCUGCCGUGCCUCCAUGUCUUCCAUGUGGAGUGUGUAGAUAAAUGGUUAAAAAUCAAUGCGUCUUGUCCCCUAUGUAAAACCGAAAUUAGUGAGAGCAGCAGUGGUUCACCAUUAGCCCAAGAUUCGCAUUAACAGUGCAGGCAAGACAAUCGUCAAUGGACGAAUGAUUGGUAAUGUCUUCAAUGUUUUACUUUGUUCUACUGGUUCUUGCAUUUAAGUUUGAGUCGAGUCAAGUCGAGUCGUCACGAGUCCCCCAUGCAAGAGAUACAAAUAUAUAGUUAGGCUAUCGUCAAAAAAGAAACUUGGAAUGCUAUAUACUAAAAAAGAUUGUUUCUUGAGGCUAACCUCACUUGUUCAUACAAAAAUUAUUUUGGUUGCUAUUGUUCUUUUUUACCAUGUUAUGUGUAAACAUAACUGUCUUGAAUUUUGUUGGAACAUUUCCAUCUAAAGUUGGAUAUUUGGUGGUUCUUA
Messenger RNA from Gossypium raimondii (Peruvian cotton), 1928 nucleotides. RefSeq names its product E3 ubiquitin-protein ligase At1g63170. The transcript has 5 exons. The record is from RefSeq and is a predicted model, not a curated record. Bases 327 to 1589 code for a protein of 420 amino acids. NCBI's taxonomy places the organism in Eukaryota, Viridiplantae, Streptophyta, Magnoliopsida, Malvales, Malvaceae. Gene Ontology annotation, molecular function: zinc ion binding.